Molecule: messenger RNA, 1594 nt
Organism: Oncorhynchus tshawytscha (Chinook salmon)
Lineage: Eukaryota; Metazoa; Chordata; Actinopteri; Salmoniformes; Salmonidae
Product: zinc-binding protein A33-like
Exons: 3
Coding region: 509-1105 (198 amino acids)
Molecular function (GO): protein binding
Source: RefSeq, a predicted model, not a curated record
ACUGUGAAAGAAGUGGAGGACAGUGAAAAGCUUUUCACUGAACUGUUACAGUCUAUAAAAAAAGGAGAACUAAGCUUGUCAAGGUAAUAGAGGAGAGGCAAAAAGCAGCGGAGAGGAGAGCUGAAGGGCUCACCCAACAGUUGGAGCAGGAAAUCACUGAGCUACAAAAGAGAAGCACUGAGUUGGAGCAGCUCUCACACACUGAGGACCACCUCCACCUCCUACAGGUCAGUGUCCCUCUCUGUGAUCAAUAGGUUAGGGUUAAUCUAUAUCCUCAAUAUACUGUAAAUGCAUGAAGUGAAAACUUGCUGAACUCCUGAGAUAAUGAAUACAUUUUGGGGAGUUGUAGAGUUUGCUGUCCCUUCGCACUCCUCCGUCUACUAAGAAAUGGUCCAGGGUGAGUGUUCACACUGAUCUGUGUGUGGGGACUUUGAGAAGAGCCUUGUCUCAAAUUGAGGAAAACAUAAGAGGAGAACUAAAAGUUCUUACAGAAAUAGAACUCACAAGAAUGCGAGAGUUCAAAGAUGAAGUCACUCUGGACCCCAACACUGCAAAUCGUUGGCGACAGCUCUCUGAAGACGGAACACGAAUAAAGUACGCCAAAACAGCCCAGAGGGUGUCUGACAAUCCAAAGAGGUUUGACUACUACUCAGCGGUCUUAGGAGAGAAGGGCUUCAACUCUGGACGCCAUUACUGGGAGGUCCAGGUGGGCGUGAGUGGGAGGUGGGAGGUCGGCAUUGCCAUGAGGGCCGUCAACCGGAAGAAGGCGGUGAAAAAGAAUCCCGAACAUGUCUUCUUUCUUCUGUCAAAGAGCGGAUACUUGGGGUAUGAGGCUGGUUCUUCACCCUCUACCACCCUCAAUCUGAACCCCAUACCGAGAAGAGUCGGUGUGUAUGUUGAUUACGAGAAAGGGCAGGUGUCUUUUUAUGAUGUGCUGGCAAACUUACACCUCUACUCAUUCCUUGGCCUGUCCUUCACCGGGAAACUUUACCCUUACUUUUACCUCUACAGCAUGAAAAAGAAGUCUGAGUCGCUGGUCAUUUACAUCGAUUGGACAAAGGUGUACGAAGACCAUUUGAGGAGACUCGCUAAUACCGCAAAGUGAAGAUACUCACCAUAAAAGGCUAGAUACUAUUACUCAAUAGUACUCAAUAUUACACAAAAUUCAUUUACUUGUCACACCUCACUAGUUUCCUCUGAUGUAGUAUAAUACUAUAUCAUGUUUAUAUAGCAUGUGUUUCCUCAUAAACAACAGUAAAAGUUAUAAAAUGUUACAUAAAGUUAUGUUGUCAUCAAAUAUGUGUGUGAAAUUCUGCUGUAUUUACAUGUUUCAAACAUUGUUGUAUGCAUAAGAUUUGCAAGAGAGGAAAGUACAAUUGAUGACAUUGAACAAGGAAAGAACAACUCGAACAGCGUGAACUAUUAUUUGCACCCAGGCCUGCUGUGGCCGUGACUUGAUUGUAUCUCUGAUUAUUACAUUAUUAUUCUCUGCCUUGCCAUUUAGCAUUAAAUGCCUAUUUGCAUAAUCUACCUACUCUCUCAGAUGUGUAUUGCAUUCUAUGUAAAAACAUGUACAUAGAUUUUCAACAAUAUA